Messenger RNA from Myxocyprinus asiaticus (Chinese sucker), 2507 nucleotides. It is a transcript of the gene dytn, whose product is annotated as dystrotelin. Gene Ontology annotation, cellular component: plasma membrane. The transcript has 14 exons. Gene Ontology annotation, molecular function: zinc ion binding. Bases 1 to 1941 code for a protein of 646 amino acids. The record is from RefSeq and is a predicted model, not a curated record. Gene Ontology annotation, biological process: synaptic signaling. Lineage: Eukaryota; Metazoa; Chordata; Actinopteri; Cypriniformes; Catostomidae.
AUGGAUCUGGAUAGUAUUGAAGGUCUGAAUGAGGUUCGUCCAGCAGUGUAUCGUGCUGCACUAAAACUUCGCUCCUUACAAAAACUGUGUCAGAUGCACCUGGUGUCACUGCGGGAUCUACGGCCCAUUUUAAACACUCUAGGCAGUACUGGGGACCCAAUGAUUAGGCUUUCUCAUGAGGAUGUACACCAAAGUCUAGAACAGCUAUUUCAGAGCAUUUCACAGGAACUUCCUGUUCAGGCGGUACCUGAAGCCACAGAUCAAACCACUAGAUUACUCUUUAAGCUGUUUGACAGAAACCAGACAGGUGUUAUCCUGCUCAGGUCAGUAGAAGCUGCGCUGAUCGCCCUUUCUGGAGACACUCUCUCAGCUAAACAGAGGGCUCUGUUUCGACUGGCUGAAAGCUACAGUGGCAAUCAGGAUAGUGACUGGGGCACCAUCAGCCGAAGUGGACUCAGAGUCCUGGUGGAAGACCUCAGCCAGGUUCCAGCAGUGGUUCAGGAAAACCAUGUUUUUGGUUCUGCUGAAACUGCAGUGUCAUCCUGCUUCAGUGGGGUAAUGAGUGGAAGUGUGAGUGAGGAACAUUUUAUCAGCUGGCUACAAUCAGAACCCCAUCUGCUGUUAUGGCUCUCCACUCUCUACAGACUUUCAGUGAGUGAGGCUGUACAGCACAGAGUCCGCUGCCAUACCUGUAAAGAAUUUCCUAUCACUGGUCUCAGGUAUCGCUGUCUCAAGUGUCUGAAUGUACACCUGUGCCAAAACUGCUUUCUGACUGAGAGACGCAGCAGGAAACACAAACCCUCUCAUCAUGUACUGGAGUACUGCACUCAGCCUUCCUGGAAAGAGUCAGUUGCAUCACUGGCCUCCAGUGCUCGACGUGCUUUGCUGCCUCUAUAUCACACCCGGAGAGAGACAGAGAGGAAGAGAGCCCUGAGAGCAACAUCCAGGGCAGAGUUGCAGUAUAGUGCACCUUCUCCAGUGCUACAGUCAGUAGAAGCUCCUGACACAAGGGAAGCUCCAAGGUCUGAAACAGGUCCUUCUGAUGCCCCUGCUGUGGUUACAGUAGAGUCUAAAGGUCUGCAGACAGAAGAGACCGAGAUGGCUCAGAGAGAAACAGCUCUUCUCCAAAAAGAUCUUAGUGUUACUCAGAAAGACAUGAAGGAUCUGCAGAGAGAUAAAUGGCUCUUGGAGAAAGAGUUUCAGGUAUGGAGAGUUGCAGCCCAGUCAGAGCAUGAUUCACUGGAGGACAAAUGCACAGAUUUGAAGACCAUGAUGGAGACACUAAGCCAACAUAACCAGCAUCUGGAGGAAGAACUGGAAAGAGUCAGACAUGCGUUGACUCUGAGGGACAGAGAUACACUCAGAAGUGAGUCUCAACAUCCCUCUCUCUCAGGACUUCUCCCACAAAAUGAAGACAGCAUUAGUGAGCAUGACUGGACACGACGAGUGUGUUUAACACCUCAUGACAGCUUCUGUGGAGAGGAUGAGAUUGAGAAGGGGAGAAAAGUAUAUCAGGAGGAAAAGACAGAGGAGGAAGAGAAAGAAGUGGAGGAGGAGGAGACUCUUUAUCGGGCAUCAGAGGACAUCUGUACAAAUCUGGAUGACACAGACAGUGUUUUGAUGCUGGAAGUUCAUACAGAUUCAUUUACUGAGGAGGUUGAGGAGGAAGAGGAGGAGCUACUGCAUGAAAGACAAGAUCUUUCUUUUCAUCAGCCAUCCUUGCAUGCUUUUGCACUGAAAGAGCGUUCUAUCUCUGAUGACUCAGAGAUGGAAGAGGAGGAGGAACUUUGUGAGCUGGUGCAGCGACUGAGGCAUGAGCUCUCUCUAUACACAUCCACAGGAUCUGGAUGUCUGCAGAGAGAGGUGCUAAUGCUUGCAGCAGAGGGAGUCAGAGACUCGGUUUCUAACAUGGUCACCUCUCUAUGGUCUAGUUUAACAUGAUGGCAGCUGAUUACAUGUCGCAAAUAAUUCUCACACGUUCGCAAACCAAUAAAAUAACAUUUCUAGCACACACCACAUCACAAGAUUCAUCAUUAUGGUAAAUGCUCCCAGUGGGCUAUUGAUGGUGGACACCAUUUCAUCAAUUGAAAAGCCAUUUAUUAGAAAUUAUAUCGCAUUUGAAAAUAAAUAGGUUGCAAUUAUUUUUCCAAAAUCUGCCAGACAAUGCUGCGUAAUUGUUUAGCAUAUUUUGAAUUGCAACACUGGAUAUUUAUAUGGAUAAUCUAGAAGUGACAUUGGUUAAAAUGCAGGGUUGGGGAGUAAUGGAAUACAUGCAUGGAUUACAUAUUUAAAAUACAAAAUAUAAGUAACUAUAUUCCACUACAGUUACAAUUUAAAUCAUUGGUAAUUAGAAUACAGUUACAUUCAAAAAGUAUUUUGAUUACUGAAGAGAUUACUUUGCAUUUUAUUAUCUUUUGUUUCAUUUAAUAUUUAGUCCUUUCAGAUGGAAAACAUUUAUACAGGUGCAUCUCAAUAAAUUAGAAUGUCGUGGAAAAGUUCAUUUAUUU